AAGAGGCAAGAAACUCACCCAAAUAAAAAAAUUAACAAUUAUAAAAAAUGUCCGAAAGAUAAUCGGUUUUAAAUUUUAAUUUCUUAUCGAUUUCGGACAUCCACAUUGGUCGUAGAUCUGUAAAAUUUUGCGUGUUUCGUUUUUGUGAAGUUUUGCAAUUAAGAUUAGAUUGUUGUGUUCAAGAGCAAAGUUAGAUCGUCUUUCUGUUUUCUGCAUUCCGGAUCUAAUCAGGGCGGGUCGAUUCGUUGUCGACAUUUUAGAAAUAAAAAAAAUUGUUUGGUGUUGGAUCUGAAGAAGAAGAAGAAGAAGAGGUAAUAAGAGAUGGAUCUAUCUGCGGUUAGCGAGGAGCUUGCUGAGAUCGAAGGACAAAUCAAUGACAUUUUCCGCGCUUUAUCAAAUGGAUUCCAGAAGCUGGAGAAGAUCAAAGAUGCUAGCAGGCAGAGUAGACAGCUGGAAGAACUCACUGACAAAAUGCGUGACUGCAAGAGCCUUAUUAAAGAUUUCGAUAGAGAAGUCAAAAGCUUGGAAAAUGGUAAUGAUGCCAGCACUAACCGGAUGUUGAAUGAUCGACGACAAUCUAUGGUUAAGGAAUUAAAUUCAUAUGUUGCUCUUAAGAAGAAAUACUCAUCCAAUCUAGCAAGCAACAACAAGCGAGUAGAUCUUUUCGAUGGUCCUGCUGAAGACCACAUGGAAGAGAAUGUCUUAUUAGCUUCAAAUAUGACCAAUCAAGAACUAGUGAAUAAAGGGAACUCCAUGAUGGAUGACACUGAUCAAGCCAUUGAAAGAGGGAAAAAGAUUGUUCAAGAGACUAUAAAUGUGGGCACAGAUACCUCAGCAGCUCUCAAGGCUCAGACCGACCAAAUGAGUAGAGUUGUCAAUGAACUUGAUUCUAUUCAUUUCUCACUCAAGAAGGCCUCCAAGCUGGUCAAGGAAAUUGGUAGGCAGGUUGCCACAGACAAAUGUAUAAUGGCUUUUCUUUUCCUUAUUGUCAUUGGUGUCAUAGCAAUCAUCAUCGUCAAGAUUGUGAACCCAAACAACAAAGACAUCGCGGACAUACCGGGCCUAGCUCCACCAGCCAUGAACAGACGUUUACUCUGGAACCAUUACUGA
This is a messenger RNA of Eruca vesicaria subsp. sativa (arugula), 1110 nucleotides long. NCBI's taxonomy places the organism in Eukaryota, Viridiplantae, Streptophyta, Magnoliopsida, Brassicales, Brassicaceae. The record is from the annotation of a GenBank genome assembly.